This is a messenger RNA of Aspergillus homomorphus CBS 101889, 1857 nucleotides long. RefSeq lists its product as uncharacterized. The transcript has 3 exons. The record is from RefSeq and is a predicted model, not a curated record. Bases 1 to 1857 code for a protein of 618 amino acids. NCBI's taxonomy places the organism in Eukaryota, Fungi, Ascomycota, Eurotiomycetes, Eurotiales, Aspergillaceae.
AUGGCUAGCGUGCCUGCAAAGAGAGGGGGCCAGGCCGCCUCUGCUGAUGCCUCAAAAGGACGAGGAGGCUACAUCGAAUCUGGCCAAAAGCAUACCGGCCAGUUGUCGCUGCACCCGAUCCCUCAGCUGCAGGGUCCUUUCGAAGAGUCAAUAGCGGAAGCCCGCGAUGCAACACGAUGUGAAACGGUCGAGCUUGACGCCCAAACCCGACGUCGAGAUCUCCUUGAAACCUCCAAGUAUGAACGGCUUUGUGGUCGAAAAUGGCGCCAAAGGGUUGACGAACGAUACCAUCCACUGUGGAAGCUUACCGCUCAAAUGUCUUUUGGAGUCCAUCUCCUUGUUGGAGGACUGGCCAAGUCAGAUGCGGAAGUCUUAAAGAUUCUCCAAUCCCAUGUGGAUGAAGUAGAUGGUUUUCUAGGGAGAACUGCGGAUGAUUUCUCAAUCAUACGGCUUGAUGUACGCACACGCAUACAGUACCUGAGCCUGCCUCUGGAAAACCUAGAUGUUUUCGACGAGAUGCUAGGGGACCGUAGCUUUCGUCUCUCCAUCACUGACUAUAAUGAGAGGAUCGAACAUGCGAUCGGAAGAUUUACGGUCGCAGUCCAGGAUGCCUUGAAGGACAUACAGAAAGGACGGGAGGCCAUUGGUUCUCUGUGGAAAUACCUCCUACAGUCGGCAAAUGAGAAUGAUCCAUUGCCUGCAAAGAUGGUAGCUAUCUAUAAUGCCAUGCUAUCAAAUGCAGAAGGUUGGCAUGGCGCGUUCUCGGAGCUCCAACGGAAAGGCGUGGCGCUUCAGCAUGCACUUGUUCCACUCGGCUUGGCCGUCACUGAAAUGCAACGACGUGUCGGCGUGGCAAGUCGAAAGUCCGCGGUUAGUAUCAAAAUAUCUCAUAAUGCUCAACCCGUGAGACGAUUGCUCAAAGGAGUCUUUGGGAGGGAUCCAUCUCCUGGGCCCUGUUCUUCUAUCUCAUAUAAACCUCUUCCUCGUGCGCCAGACCUUACGCAAUCAGCAACGCUUGCCUGGCCGGCCGAACGCCGGAGACUGACGCAGAAAAGUGUGCCAAAUCUAAGGAGGACAGCGAAGAGAGAUGCUGAAGAUAACACUUUCCAGAUGACGGACCAAGCGACGUCCGUCAUUGACGCUGCAGACAGAAAGACCUCCAGGAUAUUUGCCCCUAGCAUUCAGCGCAACCCAGUCACGCUCUCAAAACCCACAUUGAAGCCGACGGAACCUCGGGACCAGCCAGUCCAGAGACCAUCCACUGCGCCAUCUAGGGCAUCCAGGGCUCGAAGCAUCUCUCUGGAUCAGUUAAAGAUUUUUCACAAAAGCAGGAAACAACAAGGACGGCUAGCUCCUCCUCAGGCCGACCAGCCUCCUAUGCCUCACGGUUCGCUCAGGCGUGAAGCAAUGAAAACCCAAUUGCUGCAAUUCUUCAGAUCGGACCGUGUGCAAGACGUCUGGGACACUGUAGCACGCAAUGAGAAAGGUGCUGUCGUGAAUACCUCUGGGCCCCCGAAGGAUGGACCGUGGAGCAAGUUUCACUCCGGAUCGCCCAAAGAUGAUGAUGCGGUGCGUGGUGCAGAAACUGACGUCCUUGAUCCAGUCUCAACCGUAGAUAUGGCCUGGCUCCCGGAAAAAGACUCGGAAACGCUCAACACGUAUUCAUUAAAACCGAAAUCCGAUAUAGCGCCCCGCUUCCACCUCUUUCCGGCCCAGACAAGUCACCCUCAAGGACGGAAGGCGCUCAAAAUCAAGAGUACUAUCAAUGAAGGCGUUAGGAAGCAAAAAGAACCCAUGCAACCAAUCAUUACAGCCCUUCCUUCCAUACCCGGGCAAACGGCGAAGAAGCCGUGGUGA